UAUCCUCCCCAUAUUCAUCGCGUACCCCAGCCAUUCCCCAAGAACGCGUCGCCACAGCGGUCACCGGUUACGUUCGACCUGGCGGGUGCACAGACCUACGGCAUGGGCAUGCCCGUCUGUGAGGUCAUCGCUCGCGGCGGGGACGCGCUCUCUCGGAUGAUGGUCGGCGCGUCUGACCACGUUGGACAAGGUAUGGACGGUGGCUCACGCAAGAUCUCCCUCAGUAUCGUGUGGCCGGGGCAUGAGAGCGCGAACUGGGCGCACUCGAUCGAGCUGUACACUCCACUCGGGCCGCUGACGCGCGCCCAGCUGGCCGUGCUCGUGUCACAGAUGAUCUUCUCCUUCGUCGAGGCCACCGGGCAGUUCCCUCCCUCGCGCUGCCCAGAGUGGCGGGUCGGCGCCAACGGCAUCUCGCUCGACCGCCUCUACCUCGCCGGGCUCUGGAACACCUCCUCGGACAUGUGGAUGACCGAGAUUCUGGUGGACACCCGGUGAUCGUGCGAGGACUUCUGCGCGCCGCUCGGUCGGUGCUGCCUGGGGACGUACCGCUAGGGCGGGCGCUCUCUCUCUCAUCUCCGUCAUGUCCCUCUCAUGCCUCUCAGGCCCAUCUCAUAUGGUUGGAUAUAAUUAGCACGCUCGCAUGGUUGAUAGAAAUUCGCAUAUUCCAUAGGCAUAUUUAUGUAUCCAUAUCACGCCAUGUUCU
Molecule: messenger RNA, 703 nt
Organism: Coniophora puteana RWD-64-598 SS2
Lineage: Eukaryota; Fungi; Basidiomycota; Agaricomycetes; Boletales; Coniophoraceae
Exons: 3
Coding region: 103-495 (130 amino acids)
Source: RefSeq, a predicted model, not a curated record